Galleria mellonella (greater wax moth) is the source of this 961-nucleotide messenger RNA. RefSeq names its product dual specificity protein phosphatase MPK-4-like. The coding region runs from base 146 to 856 and encodes 236 amino acids. NCBI's taxonomy places the organism in Eukaryota, Metazoa, Arthropoda, Insecta, Lepidoptera, Pyralidae. Gene Ontology annotation, molecular function: protein tyrosine/serine/threonine phosphatase activity. The record is from RefSeq and is a predicted model, not a curated record. Gene Ontology annotation, cellular component: cytoplasm. Gene Ontology annotation, biological process: protein dephosphorylation. The transcript has a single exon.
AAAAAAAAAGAAUAAUACCAAACGUCAAAUUACUCUUCAUUAAUGUCAAGUUAAAAUUCUGCUAAAAGUUAGAAAUGAUUAUAUAAUAAUAUUUAAAAAUAUAAAUAAAAAAAAAAGAAUCAUGUGAGAUAACGAAAUUGAAACUAUGUUCAGUGUCAGAGGUUUCAUCGCGGUAAUGUUGAGAAGCGCUUUCAUUGUUGCUUUCCUCAGCAUCCCGAAUCCUGUCGUCGCUUUCUCGGGCCUCAAGAACUGGUCCAGGAAAGCGUUGUACCACAAGAUCGACCUCUGCACACAGUCCUGCUACAGUGAGAUCAUUCCUGGUCUCUACCUCAGCAAUGCCAGAGCAGCUGCAGACAAGUCUGUGCUCAGAUAUCUUAACAUCACCCAUGUGCUCACGAUUGAGGCUCGUCGGCUGCCGAAAUCCACUUUUGUUGGUUCCAACAUUUGCACGCUCUUCAUUAGGGCCUACGACACUCCUCAAACCAAUCUUCUGUCCUACUUCCCAAUGGCCAAUGCCUUCAUUGACGAAGGACUGCAGAAAGGGAACGUGCUUGUCCACUGCCAUUUCGGAGUUUCCCGGUCUGCCACUAUUGUUAUUGCGUACCUUAUGGAGAAGUAUAAAUUAACUUUCGAACAGGCUUACUCCUACGUCCGGCAGAGAAGAAGGUUCAUAAACCCUAAUCCUGGAUUCGUCAGCCAAUUAAAGGAGUACCAGAGAUUGAAUUAUGACGUUAAUGGUUUCCAUAGGUUUGAAGCUUACAUGAAUGUGAAUGCGAGGAAGCAUAAAUACAAAAUAGUGUCCCUGGCUGCAGUUAUGGUUGGAUUAUUAGUACCCAUUGUUGUCCUGGUUGGUUGAAUCAAUAGAUAUAGUGAAAAUCGUGUAUAAGUAGAAUACAUAUUUUUUUCCAAUCAGAAAAGAAUUUUAUUAUAUUCACUUUUCAGUUAAUAUUUCGGUUAUCGU